CAGUCAGCAACCCCUCUUUCAUGACUUUGUUUUUUCUCUUUUUUUUACAGCUAUAAUGAAAUGAAGCUUUUGUUUAAUGAUGAACAGAUAUUAUAGCUCCAAUGGGGAACUAGCAAUUUCCUACAGAGAGACAAGAGUCAGGGGUAGGCAAAGAAAGAGCCCAUUAAACAGGAAGAUAACAGACAACCACAAAGACAAUGAUGAGGAUUUCAUUGUUAAAGAGGAGAUUGCCCCUUUGAUAUGUCGUGGGAUCAUCUUCGUCAUCUUGCUCGUGUCUGGAUGUAGCUGCCUAUUUUCUGCUCUGCACUUCCAAUCUUCAGAGCCAGUUAAACUAACACCAGUGGACAUUGAUCAAGAAAAGCUCCCAGAGGAUUAUAACGAAGAUGUGCAGGAUAUGAAGAAGAAAAUCGAUUACCUUCUACCUCCAGCAGAUCUGUGGCCCAACUUUGCUCUGGAGUCUCAAGGUGCAAGACUUGUACACACAAUGACCUCCGAAACAUAUCAGCGCAACAGACCAUGUAGAUUGUUUGGCAUAACUUCACAACAACAGCAACAAUCCAUAGGCCCAAACAUUGUCAUUCAGGGAAGAAAUCAUCUGAACCCUGGAGAAUGCUGGGCCUUUACAGGAUUCCCGGGACGUUUAUCCAUCCAACUGUCCCACAGAGCCACUGUGACUCAUGUGUCGCUGGGACAUAUUACUAAAAUUAUAUCCCCAUCUUUCACAGUCUUCAGUGCUCCAAGGGAAUUCUCCGUUUAUGGGAAGAAGGAUAUAAACGAUGAGGAGAGUUUCUUGGGAACUUUCCAAUAUGAAGAAGAUGGUGACAGGUUACAGACCUUCAAACUCCCUGAUGAUAAAACCGACUCCUUCACCUAUGUGAGCCUAGAGGUGAACAGCAACUGGGGCCAACUGGACUACACAUGCCUCUACAAUUUUAGAGUGCAUGGAGUUAUUGCGCCAUGAAGAGGACACCAUCCUUUAUAUCUGUUUUGUACAUGUUUAAUUUAUUUAGUAAUAUUUAUUUAAAGAGUAAAACACAGUCCUCAU
Gambusia affinis (western mosquitofish) is the source of this 1045-nucleotide messenger RNA. RefSeq names its product SUN domain-containing protein 2-like. The record is from RefSeq and is a predicted model, not a curated record. Gene Ontology annotation, biological process: nuclear envelope organization. Gene Ontology annotation, molecular function: protein-membrane adaptor activity. The coding region runs from base 77 to 961 and encodes 294 amino acids. Gene Ontology annotation, cellular component: nuclear envelope; meiotic nuclear membrane microtubule tethering complex. The transcript has 8 exons. Lineage: Eukaryota; Metazoa; Chordata; Actinopteri; Cyprinodontiformes; Poeciliidae.